Molecule: messenger RNA, 726 nt
Organism: Striga hermonthica
Lineage: Eukaryota; Viridiplantae; Streptophyta; Magnoliopsida; Lamiales; Orobanchaceae
Source: the annotation of a GenBank genome assembly
AUGACAGACCAGCAGAGGAUACAUCCGGUGGCAGUUGAUGUCGGAGCACCACCAACUCCGACGCGCCCUCUAGUGCGGAUGAUAAAAUCCGACCAACCAUUUCAGAAUCGUCAAGGACAAGCAAUUACAGCAAUGCCCCACAAAAGGAGUUGCUGGUGCAAAUGCCUGUGUUGGACAGUCGGCCUCCUCAUCCUCCUGCUCGUCAUCAUAGGAGCCACUGCAGGCGUUAUCUACCUCAUUUUCCAACCAAAACUCCCUCAAUACUCAGUCGACAACCUCAGGAUAUCAGACCUCACACUCAAUUUCGACCUCAGCCUCUACGCGAGGUUCAGUGUCAGGAUCACGGCCAACAACCCCAAUAAAAAGAUCGGUAUAUACUAUGAGAGAGGGAGCCACCUAAGCGUAUGGUACAAAAACACAAACCUUUGCCAGGGAUCAUUGCCCACAUUCUACCAGGGACACCGCAACACAACAAUGUUGAGUGUGGGCCUAAGCGGACAAAAUCAAUACGGGAGGACUUUACUGGAUGCGUUGCAAGAGGAGCAAAUGACGGGACGGAUCCCCUUGGAUCUCAAGAUAGAUGUUCCUGUCAAGAUUAAACUCGGGAAGCUGAAGCUGACCAAGGUGAGGAUAUUAGGCAGCUGCAGGCUGAUUGUCGAUCGCCUGUCGACUAAUAGCUUCAUCAGAAUUCAAGCCAGUACCUGUAACUUCGGGGUCAAGCUCUGA